This is a messenger RNA of Thunnus maccoyii (southern bluefin tuna), 1098 nucleotides long. RefSeq lists its product as uncharacterized. The record is from RefSeq and is a predicted model, not a curated record. The coding region runs from base 6 to 1037 and encodes 343 amino acids. Gene Ontology annotation, biological process: response to bacterium. The transcript has 5 exons. NCBI's taxonomy places the organism in Eukaryota, Metazoa, Chordata, Actinopteri, Scombriformes, Scombridae.
ACAAAAUGACAUCUCCAGUUUUUGCUUUGUAUGUGACAUGUCUGCUCUUGGGGAGAAUGGCUCCUAUUACAUCUCUGAAUACAUCAUCAUCUUUACGCUUUGAAUCAGUUAAUGUUGGUGAAGACGUGACUUUGGAAUGUUUCUAUAAAGAUGAUGCUGCAGUGAUGUUUUACUGGUAUAAACAAACUCUGGGACAGAAACCAAAGCUGAUGUCUAAAUUCUAUAAACAUGAUCCAAAUGGCAAUUUUCAAGGUGAAUUUGAGAACUAUCCACGCUUAGGACUGGAAGCUAGCCUUGGUAAAAAUCACAUGAAGAUCACAAAUGUGCAAAUUUCAGACUCGGCUACUUACUACUGCGUAGCUGGCUAUUCAUAUGUGUAUGAAUUUUUAGAGAGCAUUAUUGUCGGUGUAAAGGGUUCAGGUUUGAGCAUCCAAGCUUUGGUCCACGAGUCGGCAUCUGAGAGCAUCCAGCCAGGAGGCUCUGUGACUCUGAACUGUACAGUACACACUGGGACCUGUGAUGAUGGAGAACACAGUGUUUACUGGUUCAAAAACUCUCAAGAAUCUCAUCCAGGAAUCAUUUACACACAUGGAGGCAGGAAUGAUCAGUGUGACACACAAACACACACCUGUGUCUACAACUUGCUGAUGAAGAGUCUGAAUGUUUCUCAUGCUGGGACGUACUACUGUGCUGUCGCCUCAUGUGGACAGAUACUGUUUGGAAACGGGACCACAUUGGAUUUUGAGCAUGAGGAAGACUCUCUUGUCUUGGUGUGUAUCUUGAGUGGAGCUUUGGCACUCACCACCAUCCUGGUUGUUUUCCUGGCUUACACAGUAUAUACAAUGUUCAAGACAAACAGCUGCCAAUGCACAGACUUGCAAGCAAGACCAUCAGCUGCCGCAGCUCCAAAUGCAGAGGGCUACCAAGACGCAGAUAACCUCCAUUACGCUGCUUUAAGGGAGAACAAGGUCAGCAGGUCAAGACGGCAGAGGGACGACACCAGGACUGAAUGUGUUUACUCCGGUGUGAGACAGUAGAGCUGAACAUGUUUCAUUUGUACUUUGUGUCUGUGUGACUAGAAGAAUGAACUGAAUAUAA